Messenger RNA from Sceloporus undulatus (fence lizard), 7849 nucleotides. It is a transcript of the gene ARHGEF1, whose product is annotated as Rho guanine nucleotide exchange factor 1. Gene Ontology annotation, cellular component: cytoplasm. The transcript has 32 exons. NCBI's taxonomy places the organism in Eukaryota, Metazoa, Chordata, Lepidosauria, Squamata, Phrynosomatidae. Gene Ontology annotation, biological process: intracellular signal transduction; G protein-coupled receptor signaling pathway. Bases 109 to 3390 code for a protein of 1093 amino acids. The record is from RefSeq and is a predicted model, not a curated record. Gene Ontology annotation, molecular function: guanyl-nucleotide exchange factor activity; G protein-coupled receptor binding.
UAUGUUUCUUUUCAUUUUUAGUGCCAUAUUAAAAGUAUAAUUCCAAUCCUGGACCCUUGAAGAUCUUGACCAAAUUUCUGGGGGUCGUUCCCCCCCAAACUAGGGAAGAUGGAGCUGGAGGAAGGCUACAAUGGGAACCCGGCACUAGGAGCCCGAAGCGGGUCCGCCAUGGCGAUCAUUGGCGCAGAAGACGAGGAUUUCGAGAACGACAUUGAGCCCUUCCAGAACCCAGACGCUCAGAGCACUUUGUUUCAGAACCUGAAGUCCCUGAAGUCUCACCCGGCCUAUUUGAUGGUUUUUGUCCAGCAUGUGGUCCUGCAGUUUGACUCCAGCCCAGUGCUCUGCUACCUUCAUGCAGACCUGAUAUUGAACCGCUUGGGACCAAAGGAAGUGAAGAAGCAGUUUGUGGAGUUCUGCCACACUUUCCUGGACAAAGCUGGGCUGCUGCGGGUUCCAGUUCCGACCAGUGUGCAGUUUGAGCUGGACCGAAACCGGCCUGAGCUGAUUCCAGAUGACCAGCAGCGGAAAUACUUGCAGGAGAUCCAGAACUUCCAAGAGCCAGAAAUCGCUCGGCAGCUGGAAGACUUCAGGGAGAAAAGGAAAAUGGGCAUGACCCCAGGAGAGUCGGAGCUCUUUGAGCUGGAAGGCUAUCGGACCAAAGACCGGGGCAUCCGGGAGGCCAAAGAGAAGCAGCUGGCUGAACUCCUGCUGGUCAAGCUGGAGGAGAUGCACCUCACCAUUUCUGCAGACGAGGAGAAAAGCUCCGCCAUUUUCACGGCUAUCGUGACGUACAUGAAGCACCUGGGGGUUAAGACCAAAACUGCAGAUAACAAGAAAUCCAAAGCCAACUUCUUCCGGAAGAAGAUUUCAGGGGCCAAGAAGCCAGAAGAGGCUGCCAAAUCAAAAAAGGGCUUCAGCAUUUUGGAUCCGACUCGCUGGAACCGGGGCGAUUCUCACUAUUCUGAUUACAGACAGCCCAAACCCGAGGGUGAAGCUGGCGACAAGGCUCCAGGCGUGGACAGGAAGGGGGCAAAGGCGGUCGAGGGGGUCCCAGGCCGGGCGAAGGGGGCAGCUGCGGGUUCGGAUCCCUCCGGGGUUUCCGUCAGCGUUCACCCCCCGCCUGUGGAGGCCAACGAUGGAGAGACCGGUCCGGACAGUCAGACCGGAGUGGAUGCUGGAGACUCUGCCGUGGCUGAGCAGCUUUUGGCUGGGGACCAGCCCCCGGCGGACGAUGGGGCCGAAAAUGAAAGAAGGCGGAAAAGGCUGACGGGAAAACUGGGGCGCUCGGAGAGCCUGCGUGUUUACGAACGGAAACGGUCCCAGCGUGGCUCGGCCAAGGGCAAGCAGCCACGGUCACGGAGCGACGUGGACAUUGAGGCCGCUGCCCGGGCCAGUGAGCUGGAGCAGAAGCCGGCCCUGGAUCAGGCCCGGCAGAAGCAGGGGAGCCACAACUUGGAGCCUGGAGGGGCAGGGGGAGGCGAGCCCCCGCCGUCCUUUCUGCAUCCCCAGUCUGAGGAGACUGAGCCGCGCGUUUCGGAACUGGAGCUUGAGCCGCCAAACUGGCGCGAGCUCGUCCCCCCCGACACCCUCCUCAGGCUGAAGAAAAGCGAAGUGAAGCGGCAAGAAGUGAUCAACGAGCUGUUCAUCACUGAACAUGCCCACCUGCGCAUGCUCCGGGUGCUUCUGGAAGUCUUCUACCAGCCCUUGUUGACGGAGGGGUUCUUCAUAGAGAGGGAGCUGGCAAACAUCUUCCCCAGUUUGGAGGAUCUGGUUGAUGAACACAAAGUGUUUCUGGAGAGCUUGAAGAAGCUGAGAGAAGAAAACAAUUCUGUCGUUUCCGAAAUUGGAAGCGCUCUGCUGGCGCGGUUUGAUGGAUCUGAAGGAAGGUGGUUCCAGAAGAUUUCGGCCCGUUUUUGCAGCCGUCAGUCCUUUGCCUUGGAACAGCUAAAGGCCAAGCAGAAGAAAGAGCCCCGUUUCAACCAGUUCAUCCAGGAAGCCGAAAGUCAGCCUCGGUGCCGGAGGCUGCAACUGAAGGACAUCAUCCCCACCGAGAUGCAAAGGCUGACCAAGUAUCCACUCCUUCUUCACAACAUUGCCAAAUGCACUGAGGAAGAUGAAGAGCGCCAGAAGGUUGAGAGGGCGGCCGAAUGCUGCCGGCAGAUCCUGAACCACGUCAACCAGGAGGUCCGCAACAUGGAGAACUUUUUGAAACUCAAAGACUACCAGCGUCGCCUGGACCUUUCCAACCUCAAGCAAAGUACGGAUCCGCUGCUGAGCGAGUUUAGGAACACGGACAUCACCAAGAAGAACCUGGUGUGUGAAGGACCCUUGACCUGGCGUCUCACCAAGGACAAAUCCAUAGAUGUUCAUGUCCUGCUGCUGGGUGACAUCUUGGUCCUUCUCCAGAAGCAGGAGGACCGCCUGGUGCUCAAAUGCCACAGUCGCACCAUCACCCCAACCCCCGACGGGAAGCAGAUGCUCAGCCCCAUCAUCAAGCUCAAUUCGGCCAUGAUCCGAGAGGUGGCCACAGAUAUCAAGGCCUUCUAUGUGAUCUUCAGCUGGGAAAACGGGGCCCAGAUCUACGAAUUGGUGGCCCAGACCGUUUCGGAGAGGAAGAACUGGUGCAGCAUGAUCAGCGAGACGGCCGGCUCUUUGAAACUGCCUCGGUCCAGCCACCCGAAACCGCGGCUGUCGGUCCCAAACCGGACUUCACCCCCCAGCCCCAGCUACAGCUACUCUGAGGGGCUUCUCGGCGGGACGGAGAAUGGUAGCUCCCUGAAGGAGGCGCUGCAGUCGGAAGAACGAGAAAAAGACUCCUUGGAAGGAGCCGAGUUCGAGGAACGCAGCCCUGUCAGCGAACCCAAGCUGGGCAAGGCGAUGGAGGAGUUCCUGGCUGACAUCCUGACCCUCUACAAGCCCCGGCCUGGAGGUCAAGGGGUGCUGGCCGCAGCUGCUCAGGACAGAGUCUUGGCAUUGAAGAGGCUGCUGCAGAUAUCAUCGGUGGAAGGGGAUGGGGCCUUUCUGGUGGAGCAGACGGAGGGACUCCCGGAGAACGGGACCCCGCAACUGGGGCAGGAGGAGGAGGAGGAGGAGGAAGGGGAGUGGGACGGAGGACGCGCCGCCGAGACGGAGGACGGAAGCAGUGAGAGGAGAAAUAAAGGAGGGACCCCCAAUGGCCCGCAAGAGCCCCCUUGGGCUUCGGAGCACCCCGAUAAAGACGGCCACCUCGCCCCGCUUAUUCUGUCCCACCAACAGACCGAUGGGCUGAAGCAUCACUUGCGGCUCCUGGAAGACGCCAUUCUGGGCCUGAAGGACAUUGAAGCAGACUAUUGGCGCCUGCAGCAGCUGAUGGGGAAACUGACCUCUUCCCAGCAGUCCAGUUUCACAUGAGGCCGGCCAAGCAGGCAAGGCCUGUCCUGAACGUGGAGGAAUUGGUCUCACUCUUCCCAGAGGUUUCUUUCCCGGCCUCACCAACCAAAUGGGACCCGGGUUGCUUUCUUCAUUUUGUAUUGUAUAGGAGACUUGCAAUGGAGGGAAAGAUUUGGGGGUUAUAGAUGAUGUAUUUAUAUAUACUGCCUGAACCACACUGUAGUGGGAAUAUAUUUAAAAGUCGAGGAGCUGCUUUUUGUUUCUUAGGUCAAGUGUUACAGGGCGCAUCUACACUGUAGGAACAACGCCGUUCGGCACCACUUUUAAUGGCCGCGGCUCCAUCCGUUGUACAGAAUCCUUGGAUUUGGAGUUUGAUGAGGCACCAGCCCUCUUUGGCAGAGAAGCCUUGCAGAACUACAGAUCCCAGGAUUCCACUGGAUGGAGCUACAGCACUUGAAAGUGGUGUCAAAGUGUGUUAUUUCUUCUAUGUAGAUGUACCCAUAGCCUUCCCAAGAGGCCAGGGAGGGCUGUUUCAUCAGGGCAAAGAGAUGCGAGCUUUUUCUGUAGCUGUGAGAUUAGUUGGCAAGGUUUGGUCCCAAAGAGAGACAGAUUCCCCCCUUCUCCCCCCAAAAGGAUCACUUCUGGUGAUGGUUCUUUGGUGGCUGAAGAUGCAAACCUGGGUAGUAGGCGUCCGAACGUCCAGGCCAGACUGAGGUCCAAGUGAAGGCCGCAGAAUGAGGACCCCAGCCCAUGUCCGCAGGGAGGGUGGCAAGGGGGCAGGAGACCCACAUCUCCCCCAACCCAUUUCAUUCAGUCUCAGGUCUGGGGCAUGCCUUGCCCAGAGGGAUUCCUUGCUCUUGGUCUUCUUCUGUUGCUCUUCCCGAGAAGCAGAGAAGCCCCAAUUGCCAUUGCAGCCGAGGAAGAAGAACCCAACUCUGACCCAAACUGCUCUUGCAUUUCCAUCUCUAAGACUCCGGUUUCCUUCUUCUGGCCUUUUCCGUUCUCCUUCCCUUCUCCAGAUGCCUCUCCCAAGAAACUCUCCACCUAUUUUGGUUUCUGCUCAUAACACAACACUGUCGGUCUUCUGGUUGCGACUUUUGUGGUGCGGCAUUUUCUCUUACAUUCGCUCCCCCAGCACCAAUCCAGCUCACACCCGCAUUUGCACUUGCGCACUUGAGUGGGAUCCUUAGAAGGUGGGUUCCUUGUGCAAACUGAAUCCGCCAUCUUUUACUGGGGUGGGUCUUUCCCUCUUUCCUUCCUUUUUCUUUUAGUUCUUUAUUCAUUCCUCACUUCCUUUUGUUUUGUAUUUUCCUUCCUUCCUUCUUUUCUCUUUUCCUUUUGUGUUCUUCCCUUCCAUUUGUUCUCUCUCUCUCUUCCCUUUUCUUUCCUAACUUUUCCCCCUCCCUCCCUUCCUUCUCCUGUUGGCAAACUGCAGCCGUUGAAGGGCCCUUCCAACCCACCUUUCCCCUCUCCUCCAUUCUUCCUUCUCUCUUUCCCUCUGCUUUGCUUAUCAAGUACUGAGCAAUCCAGGGCUUCUUGGGGUGAGACCACCCAUCUUUGCGCAUCACCCCACAGCUCCCCUUUGACUUAUUUCUAACCAAGGCACUUCUUCCCAGUUCAAGCCAUGACCUGCCACAGGUGUUGCACAUAGAAGCCCAUAAAGGGAAGUGCCCAGGAGGUGUCCCUCUCACAGCCAUCUUGCUUGUCUCCCUUUGAGAUGCUGUUGUAUAAAAUGGACAGCAGAUGGAGCCCCUUCCUCUCUUGAUGCAGGUAGGGAAAGGAUGAUGGGCUUUGCAGUAUAUUUUCUUCCUCCUCUUCCCUCUGGCAGAGAGAUGUCACCAGACCUGGACUUUUCCUACAGCAGACAUAGGAAUGGUUUAGUCCUUUAAUGCCGUUGGAUUGCAGCUCCCAUCAUUCCUUGUCAUUGGUUGUGCUAGCUGGGGAUGCUGGAGGCUGCAGUGUGGCAACAUCUUAGUGGACCACAGUGCUCCCACUCCUGGUCUAGAAGAUGUUGCACUGCAACUCCCAUAUGCCCUUGCAGCUAGGACUUCUGGGAAUUGUAGUCCAGCAUCACUUGGACUCAGCCUUGGCCUGUGCCUGGGGCACCAGACUGCUUGGUUCUGCAGUCUGUUUGUUUUGGUUUCUGCUGCUUGGAGCAGCUCCAUCCUGGAGGAAGUUGCGUUCAGCGUGCGUUUCCCCCUCCCAAGUCCAGUUACAGAGGGACCAGACCAAGUGGACCAUACUGGAAAUGUAGCAGUUGUGGAGCCUGUGGCCCUCCAGGUGUCCUUGGACUACAACUCCCACCAUCCCUGACCAUUACCCCCUGCUUGAUGGGGAUGAUGGGAGGUGGAGUCCAGUAGCAUCCCUGGCCUUGUCUGUAGUUAGAUUGGGGCAGAGAGAGAGGAAAAAUUUGAGGUCAGGGCAGUAUAUAAUUCAAAAGAGUUAAGAGAGGCCAGUUUGACCCAAAGAGUUUGGUAGGGAAAGUGGGCAGGUCUGGAUUCGCACCAGCGUCCUCAGAGACUACCAGAAACUCUGAUAGUUGCGCACGUUCUACUUCUUCCCAAGUGCCUUUCUGUUUUGUUGGCAACGUGCUUGUAUUUGUAUUUGUAAGGAAACUCAUAUUUUGCUGGGAUAUUUUAUAUGCAUAUACUUAUAAAUAUUAUAUAUAUAUAUAUAUAUACACACACACACAGAGACACACAGAUAUAAGGGAUUGGUCUUGAUGCCAAUUUGUUUUCCUACUUGUUUCGUCUGUUGCUGUACAAAGAACAUAAACUGUAUAUUCAGAGGUGAAAGAGUGAGACUUUACCCAGCCCUUUCCUUGCCUUUGCCAGUAUUAUGGAGAUAGAUAGAUAGAUAUACAAUAAUACUCUCCCAAAUGCAGCCACAGACGGGGGGGGGGGGGGGGGCUGUUGUUGUUUUUUAAAGCCACGGUUGACAUUAAAUAAUAAUAAUUCCAAAUUAAGCAAUAUUGAACCUAAAAGGGAAGAGGAGGAGAAGAAAACCAAUGUCGUUCCUGUUUAUCCUUCCAUUUUUGGGUGUCUUUUAUGGUCGCUCCUUUGUGUUGCAAGACUUGUUCUCAGACUCUCCAGAUGUUUUGGACUACAGCUCCCAGACGUCUCUGUCAGCAUGGCCAGCACUCGGGGAUUCUGGGAGUUGCAGUCCUCCGUGUUUGAGGACCACUGUUAGGAGAGGACUUUCUCAAGAUAAUUGCUUCUUGCGCAUUAGUGUGCAUCAUGCCCUCUUUCCACAAAGUGCCAAGGGCAUUUUUGGCUGCUUUUGGCUUUUUUGGUCUCUGGGGGUUUGCAGGCAGAAGUCAGGCUUUCCUCUUAGUUUAUCCUUAGGCGAGGCUUUGAUUGCAAAAAAUCCCUGAGUGGGAGACGGUUUGAAUGCGCCGCCGUCUCUUUCUCUCCUGCCCUUUUCACCAUCCAUUAUUAUCUCAGGUUCUAGGCUGCUUUUGAAAACCUUGGGGUUUGGGGCAAGCAGAACCAGUCUUGGAAAACAAGCUUUGCUUUGCUGAAAUUGUGCCGCUCACUUGAUGGUGCUAAAUGCAUUGCAUUGCACUGAUGCAGGGUUUUCUGGAACGAGGUAUCAGGGCUUUCUUGACUUGCUCCUGCUUUGCUUCUGAACUUUCCAAAUAGGAGACAGUGGGUUUCUUCCAACUUCAGAACCGCAAUACUAUAUACCUCUUAAAUGGCUCAUUCCAAAAAAGGUGAUAGAAAAUCUUCCAUUGCUCACUCUGCGGAGCGGAACGCAUGUGUGUCACACAAAGGUGCAUUAUAUACUUGACUUGUUUCUUAACAGUUGUUUUAAUACUGGCUCAGGCAACAUAAGAUGCACCACCAUCAUGUCUACUUCGGUUUAUACUUACGGAUGUAUUGUUUGCAAUUCUACGCUGCUCUUGUGCCUGCUUCAUGCUAAACCGCUUCUCCAGGAGCACUUUCUCAAUUGCUAACUGUGUCUUUGGGAGACUGUUUUGCCCUUAUUUUAAACUCAGCUUGAACCAGAGCUUGCAAGCACUGUCCCUCUCUGGGUCAGACUAAGGCAUGGCAAACGCAUCUUGAGAAGGGUCUCUGUAGCAGCCAUGUGUUAAUUGUUUUGGGGUUUCACUUCAGAUGUGGAACCGGAGUGUGUUCCAUCCCUGUGUGUUUCUCGAUUGGGGCUGCUGCAAAAAUCAAAACCGGAAGGAAGGGGUGCCGGUGAAUUUGGGGCCAGUGGGGCUCUUGGUCUGUAUGUUUCUGGGAAGGAAGAGAGGAGAAGAAACUGGGCAGAAGAGAAGGAAGAAGUCGUCCCUCAUCCCAGCCAGGAUGAGCAUCAGUGGAUCGUGGCCCCAUCUUCUCUCCUUUUGUGUAAAAGAGACACUGAGAGUUUUGUGUAUGUUGCAAAGAGGGAAAGGUACGUGGAUGGAGGGGGCGAGAGAGAGACUGAACCAAAGACAGCUCCUGUACAAGAUGCCAAAUUAAAGCCUAUAUUAAUCACA